Molecule: messenger RNA, 1736 nt
Organism: Ziziphus jujuba (common jujube)
Lineage: Eukaryota; Viridiplantae; Streptophyta; Magnoliopsida; Rosales; Rhamnaceae
Product: peptidyl-prolyl cis-trans isomerase FKBP42
Exons: 8
Coding region: 229-1326 (365 amino acids)
Molecular function (GO): peptidyl-prolyl cis-trans isomerase activity; protein binding
Source: RefSeq, a predicted model, not a curated record
AAAUUAGAAAAGAAAAGUAAGAAAAGCUUUGCCUAGUGCUUUUCGCCUACUCUUUGAGAGACUUAUAUUCUCUCUCUAGAAUCUUCUUCGAACGUUGAAAAUCUACAUAUUCACUGGCGUUCUACCAAAAUCGUGAAGCGAAAACUCGAUAGCCUCACAGAUCUCACAGCUAGCCCCUGUUUUAAAGAAAUUUGGUGAAAUCCACUGGGUUUAUAAGAUUUUGGGACAAUGGAAGAUGCUCAGGAGCAGAAAAGUCAAUCUCUUGGUCAAGAUGAUGAAAAUGAAAUAGUGACUGAAAGUGCUGCAUUUGUUCAUGGGGAACCUCCUCAAGAUGCUAAUGGACCCCCAAAAGUUGAUUCUGCGGUGGAAAUUCUUCAGGAGAAAGUUACAAAGCAAAUCAUUAAAGAAGGUCAUGGUCAGAAACCGUCCAAAUAUUCAACAUGCUUCUUGCACUACAGGGCAUGGACUGAGAGCACACAGCAUAAGUUUGAAGACACAUGGCAGGAACAACGACCUGUUGAAAUGGUUUUAGGGAAAGAGAAGAAAGAAAUGACUGGCUUGGCUAUUGGUAUAUCCAGCAUGAAGUCUGGUGAACGUUCUCUCUUACAUGUAGGCUGGGAAUUAGGGUAUGGAGAAGAAGGGAACUUUUCUUUCCCAAAUGUUCCACCCAUGGCUGAUAUAAUAUAUGAAGUUGAGCUUAUUGGAUUUGAUGAAACCAAAGAAGGGAAAGCUCGAAGUGACAUGACUGUUGAGGAAAGGAUUGGAGCUGCGGAUAGGAGAAAGAUGGAUGGAAAUGCUUUAUUUAAGGAAGAAAAACUGGAAGAGGCUAUGCAACAGUAUGAAAUGGCUAUAGCAUAUAUGAACGACGACUUUAUGUUCCAGUUGUUUGGAAAAUAUCGGGACAUGGCUCUGGCUGUCAAGAACCCAUGUCACCUUAACCUUGCAGCAAGUUUAAUAAAGCUCAAGCGCUACGAAGAAGCCAUUGCACAAUGCAGCAUUGUGUUGUCAGAGGACGAAAACAAUGUCAAAGCACUUUUCAGGAGAGGAAAGGCCAGGGCAGAGCUUGGGCAGACUGAUGCUGCGCGAGAAGACUUCCUAAAGGCACGUAAAUAUUCUCCUGAAAACAAAGCAAUCACAAGGGAGUUACGUUUGCUCUCUGAGCAUGACAAGGCUCUUUAUCAAAAGCAAAAGGAGAUCUAUAAGGGGAUUUUUGGUGCAAGGCCAGAACCAAAACCUAAGCGAACUAAUUGGCUGAUCGUGAUUUGGCAAUGGUUUUUGUCACUAUUCUAUCGCCUUUUCAGGCGCCAUAGGCAGAAAUCAGACUAGUCAAGCUUUUGAGCAACAAGAGUGAUGAAAAUUAUGCAUCAAGUUAGCAUCCUUAAAAUAGCAGUAAAAACUUUCUGAUGAGUUUGUGGUCUUGAAAGUCAACCAGCUGUCAAGUGCUUUAUCAAGAGGAAAUGCAGGAUGCCUAAUAUAUGUCUAUGAAAGAACCUUCAGACCUGUGAGUGUAUCAAAGACCAGAGUCCCUACAUUGUUGGGAAGAGGGUUUUUCUUUUUAUUACAAUUUCAAUGAACUAUACCUUGUACUUCAAUUUCAUGUGCAAUUAGUCAUUUAUUUUCAUCCUUGACUAUGGCUCUAAUCAGUUUCAAUUCUUGAUGAUGUCUACUGUAAUUAAAGAUUUAAGCUCACUGAAAUAGAAAAAGACUGAGGCUCUCCUGCUUCUCAUUUGAUUGUA